Molecule: messenger RNA, 2881 nt
Organism: Sciurus carolinensis (gray squirrel)
Lineage: Eukaryota; Metazoa; Chordata; Mammalia; Rodentia; Sciuridae
Gene: Selplg
Product: selectin P ligand
Exons: 3
Coding region: 176-1462 (428 amino acids)
Biological process (GO): hemopoiesis; leukocyte tethering or rolling
Cellular component (GO): plasma membrane
Source: RefSeq, a predicted model, not a curated record
UCCUUCUUUCGCGCUCUGCCGUUGGGGGUUGGCAGGGCCCCGACCCCGGUGGAGGGUGCACCGCGGGGCCUGGCAGCGUGGGCUGCGCCUUGGCUCCAACGCCGAGAAGGCACUUCUGGGCCCGCCAGGCGGCUGCUCAUGGUCUGCUGAGCGCGCCCUGAAGAGGGUCUUCCAGAUGACAUUCCCGCUCCUGGAAGCCAGCAUCAGGGACUUCGGCGCAGCAUCCCCCUCGAGUCUCGCUACUGCUCUUGAAGCCCAUUCUACAGGUAUCAUGCCCCGGCACCUCCUCCUGCUGCUGAUGCUGCUGGAAGCAGGCUGCAUCCUCCAGCUGCAGGAGAAAGCGGACGCCGCAGCCCCAGCCCCGCGGCCUGCUCGGGGACGGAGACAGGUCACCCUGGAGGACUACGAAGACGAAGACUAUCCCUUAGAAGCCACAGACCCUCCAGAAACACUCGACAAUCACACCGGGAGCGUGGCUGCAGAUCCCCAGCUUCUGACCACAGUGGGCACCUCGGAGCAGAGAGCUUCUGCAGGGCCCGGGACCCCCGAGCCAGCCACAGGGCCCUCUGCUGGCCUGGGUGCAGGAGGGACAGUGGGGGAGGAGCCAAGCACAGAAACGGCCACGCUGCGGGUGCCAGGCACAGAGCUGACCUCUGCCACGGCUCCCAUCACGGGGGCUCCAACCACACUGGGGGCUCUACCCGGGGAGGCUGUGGGCGCGGAGGACCUGUCCACAGGACCAGCAGUCACCCAGGCAGAGACCACUCCGCCUGGGGCCACCGGGGCCGAGACCAGUCCACCCGCUGCCACCCAGGCAGAGACCAGUCCGCCUGCGACCACUGAGGCAGAGACCAGUCCGCCUUCAGCCACGGAUGCAGAGACCAGUCCGCCUUCAGCCACGGAUGCAGAGACCAGUCCGCCUGCGACCAGCGAGGCAGAGACCAGUCCGCCUGCGACCACUGAGGCUGUGUUUGUGAAGGCUGUGGUCGUGGAGGCUGAGUCCACAGAGCCUUUGGCCGUGAAGCCCCGGUCCACGGAAGCCCCCGCCGCCCCUGUGACUUACCAGGGCGCCAUCGCCACCACCCGCCUAGCGGAGAGCACCUUGCAAAGUCGCGAGGCGGGCCCGCCUGGGAGCCCCACGGCGCCCAGCCCCGCCGGCGCCUCGGGCCUCAUCCCGGUGAAGCAGUGCCUGCUGGCCAUCCUGGUGCUGGCCCUGGUGGCCACCGUCUUCCUCGUGUGCACGGUGGUGCUGGCCGUCCGCCUGUCCCGCAAGGGCCACAUGUACCCGGUGCGCAACUACUCGCCCACCGAGAUGGUCUGCAUCUCCGCCCUGCUGCCCGACGCCGGCGAGGGGGCGCCCACCGCGGCCAACGGGGGCCUGCCCAAGAGCCGGGGCCUGAAGGCCGAGGCGGCGGAGGACCGCGAGGGCGACGACCUCACGCUGCACAGCUUCCUGCCCUAGCCCCACGGCCGCCAGCCCUCGCGCCCGCCCUCAGAUCUGGCCUUCCCCGGAGACCCUUGGGACUCCGGGUCUUUAGGGAAGGGACUUUGACUGCUCCCAAUGGGGCCCCAAGCAGCCAAGGUCCUGGGGCUGCCUCCUGCCUCGGAAGCCUGGCUGCCCCGGGAACCAUGGCAGACAGCCUCGUUGCCAGACCCUCCCCACAUCCCUGGUCCCCAUGUGUCCUGAGGCCCCUUUAAGCCUCUGACUUCGUCCCUCUUCCAGGCCCCUGGAGCCUCCUCCCCACUCCCACCACCACGUUGCUGUCUUGUCUUCUUUUUCUUUUCUGGUGCCAGGGAUUGAACCCAGGGGCGCUUAACCCCGAGGCCAGGUCCCCAGUCGCUUUUAUGCUUUAUUUAGAGGCAGAAUCGCGCUGAGUUGCUCAGGGCCUCACUAAGUUGCGGAACCUGGCGAUCCUCCUGCCUCAGCCUCCCCGGCUGCGGGGGUGACAGGCGUGCACCCCAUGUCAGGCCCCCACUGCUCUUUUCUUCUGGUUGCCACGGUCGCCAUGCAGAAGGGGCAUUUCGGAGAGUACUGAAGAGUGUGUGUGCCUGAGCCCACCCCACGAGGUGCUGCUUGGGUGGUCUUGGGCGGGUUUCUGGGGAACCAGGGCAAGGCCUCAGCCUGAGAAGGCUGGAGUGGGGUGGGGGUUGGCAGUAGACCUGUCUGGGGGGCUGUGUGGACCAGCGAGCUUCCAUCUGGUGACACAGGAACCCCAUGUGCUCCCUCCCUCUCACCGCUCCCUGUGGCCGCCGUUCAGGGUGGGCUCUGUCUCCUUCUCCGUAGUAUCCCUCCCCCACCCGGGACCUGGCCCAGAACAGGCACUCAAUAAAUGUGUGAUGAACGAAUGCAUGAUGGCGGAAUCCUUCACGUGUCCAGGCUGCCGCCUCCAGGAAGCCUUCCUGGCAUCCUCCACCCCUCAGUGUGAAGGGCUGGCUAGAUCGCAGCCCUUUGCCUCCGGCCCCAGGCCCCUUGGGAAGCUCAUGAAGGGCUCGACUUCCGUAUCCGCUCCUGGGCCAUGGGGGCCUCUUGACCCAUCCAUGAGCAGCUAGGGAGGUCUCAGGCUGUCGGGAGGAAAUAAGAGGCCGUAUUCACCCCCCAUGACCCAGUUGUGACCUACAGAACUACAUUUCCCCAGGCUUCAGACAAAAGUGCCUCUAUGCGUCCACGCUGUCCUCCCUGGAAGGCCACCUGACUUCUUCUUUCCACAUGGAGCGUGUCUCCCACCAGUGCCCGGGGUCAGCUCUGGGCUUUCCCUCAGCUUGUAGGAAGGGUUCUUCAAACUUUGGGGUCAUCAAGCCUUUUCUUCAAGGGCCAGUCGGUCAACAUUUGAUGUAACUCAUAAAUGAAUGAGUGUGGCUGUGUUCUAAUAAAACUUUAUUU